This is a messenger RNA of Exophiala viscosa, 1179 nucleotides long. RefSeq names its product Alpha/beta hydrolase fold-1. The record is from RefSeq and is a predicted model, not a curated record. Lineage: Eukaryota; Fungi; Ascomycota; Eurotiomycetes; Chaetothyriales; Herpotrichiellaceae. The transcript has a single exon. Bases 216 to 1049 code for a protein of 277 amino acids.
AGGUUGUGCACUACCACUCUUCCUAUUGGCUUCGGCAAACCCGAACUCAUAUCUCGUUCAGUGUCUACAUCCCUUCUUCGACCGGGACCACUGUCCGCCGACGUCCAAGAAGCGCGCGCAGUUAACGCCAGUCUCGGAGACAAAAGUAUAUAAGGCAGACACUUUCUCGAUUUCAGGCCUCACAUUUCUGAAGAACUAAUACCACCACAUACAACAUGUCUAAACAGCUACCGACUAUCAUUAUUGUUCACGGAGCGUGGCACUCACCCGAGCACUAUGAAUUACUUGCAUCUCGGCUGCGCUCACAAGGAUACAAGACCGUGCUUCCCAGACUUGCUUCGGUACACUACGCAUCUCAGAACAGCCCACCACCUCGCGGCCUCAGUGAAGACAUCAAUGCAGUCCGCACAGCUAUCCAGACCGAACUCGACACGGAACCGACCACAGACGUCGUUCUGCUAGGUCACUCUUAUGGCUCCCUACCCGCCUCCUCGGCAAUUGAGAACCUGGACAAACAGACGCGUCUGAAAUCCGGCUACUCCAACGGUAUCGUUGCCUUUCUCGUAAUCUCCGGCCCACUUAUGCCGACGGGAACAUCAGCCUGGAUUGCAGCGUGGGGAGGUCAAUACCCGCCCAUCUUCACCAUGUCGAGGCUCAAAAACGAGGAUGGAUCGGACAGUAAUAUCGAGACUAGCAUGCCAGCAUCUCCGCCUGGACCAGUUGCUAUGCUGUACCACGACCUCCCCGCAGACGAGGCAGAAAAGUAUGCGGCUAUGCUCAAACCGCACGUUUUCAACGGGCAUUACGAUCAAAUCAAAUUUGCGGGAUAUUUGGUCGUGCCAACAUACUAUCUGAUAUGCGAGGACGACCACGCCUUACCCAAGCAAUUCCAGCAGAUGAUUGUGGACAAUGCUAGUAAGGAAAUUGCGGAGAAGGGUGGAAGAGCGAUCAUGGUGACAGGUAUUGCUAGUAGUCAUAGUCCGUUCCUGAGUCGGGUGGAAGAGACGGCAGACUGGGUAAGCCGAUGUGCAAGACAGGCCUUAUCAUGAGCGCUUGUGCUGCAACCCACUACAGCGGAUAUGAGGGUGAUUUUGAGGUAAAGAGUAGUACUAGUCUUAGGGACUUUUGCGCCGUGGGGCCAAGAGGCUUGAUAUUGACAAUAUGUUUGUACAGAGCCUC